UCACCAUGGUUCAGGUGUGCAGCUUUACAGUAUUAUUGCUUCUGGUAGCUUACGGGAGCUUUGCCAGCGGCCAACAGCAAGAGCGUGUCUGUGCCACUGCACGCUACACGGCCGAAUGUGAGCAGCUCCAGCGUGGAAACUCCGAGGUAGUAUGCGUACACGUCCAGGACAGUGUCGAGUGUGCCCAGCGCAUUCGCAACGGUACAGCCGACUUUGGCGUAUUCAGUGCGGAAAGUGUACUGCUUACGGCUAGUCUCGGAUGGGAAGGACUCAACGUACUUAAGGAGCUUCGCAGUGCGGAACGUACGCGUGAAGCGAUCGACUUCCAGACGGCCGUUGUGGUGCGCAACACCCACCGUGGUGGGCUUGAAGGAUUGCGAGGUUUGCGCUACUGUCAUCCGGGAUUCCAUUACGGUCGUACGCAUCGCUGGACGGAGCGGGUGCUGAAGCACUUUGAACGGCUCGUUGCUCCAGUGCAGUGCGAAGGUUUUAACACCGUGACAGAGAUUGAAGCGGCUGCUGUGUCCAACUUUUUCGGGGAGUCCUGCCGUCCGGGUGUAUGGUCGCAGAUACCUAAGGAGGAUUCCGAUUUAAAAGAAAAAUACUCGAAUCUCUGCGCGCUAUGCCCGAAUGCGUCGUCCUGCUCGUACGACGGUUUCGACAAUGGGCAAGAGUCGGCACUUCAGUGCCUGGAACGCAACGGUGACGUAGUUUACGCAUCUGUACUCGAAAUCCAGAACUACUUCAAGGAACGCAGUGCGAUCGCGAACGAUUUCUCGUACCUCUGCAAGGACGGUACACUGCAACCCGUCACCGGCAAUGCCUGUCCGUGGCUUAUUCGACCCUGGGGAACCAUAAUGGCAUCGUCGGCGAAAGCGGUACAAAUUGCGGCCCGCCUAGAUGUGUGGCUACGCAAUUCGCUCACCUCCGGCGCUCCGUGGGAAACGGCCAUCAUCGAUAUCCUCACGCGACACAGCUCGGACAAGAUUUCUGCCGCUGCCUCAAUUCAAGCACCGAGCGCGUACUACCUUUCGUUCGGGGCCGAUGCCGCGUUGCCCGUUGUAUCCGAUCUCUGCCAAUCGACAGCACGCUGGUGUACGACGUCACUGGAAGAGCAGGAAAAGUGUGACGUACUCUCGAAGGCCGGUCUAACAACCGGCGUAUAUCCGUCGCUCCAGUGCAACUAUCCGAUGACAAGCCGCAUCAGCUGUUUGAGAGAAAUUUCUGCUGAACGUGCGGAUUUUGCCGGUAUCGACUCUAACUACGGGUAUCUGGCGCGUCAGUCAAACUUGGCCGCCGCUCUUUAUCAGGAGACGGAAAAGGAGAAAUACUCGUCCGUGGUGGUGUUGGUGCACGAGGGCAAGGGACACGAUCGGUUCGAGAAGCUGCGCAAUGCGAAAGCUUGCUUCCCGGAGUUUGGAGGAAUUGCUUCUAUCGCCUUUGUAAACGUUGGACGAUCGCGUGGAAUAUUCGAUCGUAACGAAUGCGACUACGGCCAUCUGAUGAGCGAGUUCUUCUCCGAGUCCUGUGCUCCAGGAUCACGGGACGAUAUGCACGACCCAACUGGGGAAAAUUCCGAAACCCUUUGCGCUUUAUGCCGUUACGGCGAGAAGCCUACACCCCGCGAUCUCGGUGCUGAUGAUGACGGUCUAAGCACAGACGAACCAAUCGACGACGCGGUGGAAGAUGCAGAAGGAAUUGAUCCCGCAUUGCGAAUUAAUAACGAUGUCACUGUGACGGUCGACCGCAACUUGCUGUGCGCUGCAUCCGACGCGAACCGUUACUACGGAACACGUGGUGCGCUCCGCUGCCUGCAGGAGGCAGGAGAGGUGGCAAUAGUUGAGGCACAAAAUUUGGCCGAUCAUGCCAAAUUCCUGGCAAUGAAUGAGAGCGAUUAUCGUGUACUCUGCCGCAACGGUUCGCUGGCCGCAUACACCGGUUUCAACGUAGACGAGGAAUGCUUCCUGACCACUAUCGUGGACGGUGAGAUCGUUGUGCGCCGCCAGUGGGAAAAAUCGGACAACAUUGUGCACGUACUGACGUCGCUCGAUGUGUACCUGCAGAACGAUCCCGACUUCCGGAUGUACAACAUAUUCGGCGGCCAGCGCAAUCUACUGUUCGAGGACUCGGCGCUCGGGUUGGUGUCACCGCAGCAUAACGAGCUGGGCACAUCGGUGAAAAAUUACAUUCGUUUGUUUGAAAACAUUGAGGACUGCCAGAAUGCGGCACCAUCGACUACGAUUGCGCCGGGUGGUACCGGCGGCCGGGCAGCAAUGCUCACGGUUAAUUUCUUGCUUACCAUCAUUCUGGCCGGUAUUAUCGCUUGGAGAUUGUAAUUACUUCCAU
Messenger RNA from Anopheles maculipalpis, 2346 nucleotides. RefSeq names its product transferrin-like. The record is from RefSeq and is a predicted model, not a curated record. The transcript has 4 exons. Lineage: Eukaryota; Metazoa; Arthropoda; Insecta; Diptera; Culicidae. Gene Ontology annotation, biological process: iron ion transport. Gene Ontology annotation, cellular component: early endosome; recycling endosome; plasma membrane. Bases 6 to 2336 code for a protein of 776 amino acids.